This is a messenger RNA of Rosa rugosa (rugosa rose), 1164 nucleotides long. RefSeq lists its product as uncharacterized. Gene Ontology annotation, molecular function: protein binding. The record is from RefSeq and is a predicted model, not a curated record. The transcript is spliced from 2 exons. Bases 1 to 1164 code for a protein of 387 amino acids. Lineage: Eukaryota; Viridiplantae; Streptophyta; Magnoliopsida; Rosales; Rosaceae.
AUGAGUGGUGAAGGUUACACUACUGGUACACAUGCAAGUAUAAUGUCAUUUGGAGAGGCCUAUGAUGGUAUACAUCAAUUGAAAAGAUGCAAAAGAUUACCAGCAAGAGCAUCAUCAAAAUUCACUGAUACUAGUAUCGAUGAUCUCCCUGAUUACCUGUUGGUUGAAGUCCUAUGUCGACUUCCUGACAAUAAAAUCUGCUUGCAAUGCACAUCUGUGUGCAGACGUUGGUGCUCUCUCAUCUCUGAUCCUCAUUUUAUUGGUCGCUUUCUUUGGCUCCAAAGGGAUUUAGGGUCGCCAAUAAUUCGUACUUUGAUAAACCACAAUGCAGAGGAGUUCCCUACUAAAGAUGUGUUUCAAAGACUCAGGAGUUUCCUCCGUCUGAAAGAAGAUCCAUUUGUACUAGCGACAUGGAAUGACUUGGUUUUGUGCUGUGCAAGCAAGGAUGAUCAACAUGAUUACUACAUUUGCAAUCCAUACACCAUGCAACUGGUUACUCUUCCUCCCAUCCCUGCAUGCCACAAAUUUGUGCCAGUGGGAUUCAUAUGCGAGCCCUACUAUAAUUAUGAAGAGGAAGAUGGUGAUCAUCGAAAAGAACAAAAGAUCAAUAUUAAUGGUGAUUAUAGGUGCAAGGUUGUGAGAAUAGUUCCUUCAGAAAUAACUUGUUUUGGCAUUACCAUUCAAGUAUUCUCUUCUGAGACCGGGGAAUGGAGAGAGUCAGUUGUAUCAACACCAGGAGACCUUUCCUCUAUUGUGAAGGAGAAUUUCACAUUUGAUUUCUUAGGUGUGUACCAAGGAUUUCUGCGCAUGUGCGACUACAACUUUGACAAUUAUUGGCUGCUUGUUUGGGAGAUGACUGAAGAAGAACAUGAGCAGCUGGUUGUCAUUGGACCUGGAAAAUGUGGUUUGGAACAUGUGAAACGUUAUUCACUUCCCCCAAAAAUGAUUCCUGGUGAUCCAGAUGGGCAUGUUGAAUUGCUAACUUUUGACCCAAAUAAUGGUGAUAUCCUUUAUCUACGCAUAAAUGGAGAAAUCGUCAAGUGUAACAUUCGUACAGGAAAGUGGUCAAAGAUGGUUGGGACGAAUAUGCUAACUGAUUUAUACUUCUUCCAAUUAGUGCUCCCGUGGUGGCCUACACCAGUUCCGAGACUACCAGAUUAUUAG